GUCGCAACGAUAAAUUUGAUUAUGAUGGAGCGCCAAUACCUACAAGUCUUACCGGCCUUUCUCGCCGCCUACAGCAUCUCCGUCUAUCCUUCAUCACCCUCGUUAAAACAUGGCACUGAACGCCAGCCCGGAAGCCAGAAGCCCCUUUCGUACCCUUCGAUCGACGACAUCCAUCUAGCAAACAAAAACAGGGGCCGACGUAUACCGCCCGUCUUAUCCUCUUCGAACUCUCUACAGCGUGUCCCUUGCGUACAUACCCGGGGUCAACCCAGACCACAUCCCGCUCCUCGACAGCAGGCAAGCACGCGCUGUCAGCAUGCACCACUCAUCUGGGCAAAAGCAGCCGGGCUCCGCGCAGUGCAGUGCGUUGACACGAAGCAGAAGGACGUUUCCUUCAACCGAAGUAGUGCCUCUCGGCCGGCUCGCUUGCAAAGAAGCCCGCCUUUCCCCAUCCCCCCUAGCUCGUCCUCGCACACCUCACUCCCACCGUUCCUCCGACAUUCACCAUUUGCCUUUGCUCAUGCUCCCCCCCUCUCCCGGUCCCAGGAGCCGCAAAAUCCCUCGCUCCUGUCCCCACAGCGCCCGUCCAAUCACACCCCGCCAGACACACAGUUGCAGCUUGGCAAUGCAUGCCAUCCCGACGAGAUAGAAUCCCGCGUCGAACCGCCCGCCGCGUCUGCUGGCCGGAACGAGUGAUGGCGAACGAGCUCGAGCAAAGGACCUCGGACACGUUUGCCUGCUGCGUGCUUGCUUGGCUGACAUAUUUUACUAGCAAGCCCCUGGUCUGACGUCCCCUCGUUGCUGGCCCCUUGCACCUUGUUAUCCUGGGAGCUGCAGCUAUGGUAUGCAUGACCCUUUCAACGCAGCAGUAGCAGGUUUUCAUGCACGAUGGGAUGGGAUGGGGAUGGG
Messenger RNA from Mytilinidion resinicola, 909 nucleotides. RefSeq lists its product as uncharacterized. Lineage: Eukaryota; Fungi; Ascomycota; Dothideomycetes; Mytilinidiales; Mytilinidiaceae. Bases 25 to 696 code for a protein of 223 amino acids. The record is from RefSeq and is a predicted model, not a curated record. The transcript has a single exon.